GCACGAGGACCAACCAUGAAGGCUUUUCUGGUGGCCCUGCUGGCUGCAGUCCUGUGUGCCCAGCAAGCUUCCUCCCUGUUCUGCUACGUCUGUGACAACGAACAUUCCAACUGGAACUGCAUGAAAACCUACAAGUGUGAGGACCAUGAGAAAUUCUGCACGACCACAUACAGCACUGCUGGAAUUGGCAAGGACAUGGGAUACCGCAUCACCAAGAAAUGCUCCGUGGACUGUCCCGAGACCAACGUGAAUUUCGGGAUGGCCGCUUACUCCACCAAGUGCUGCAAGACCUCCCUGUGCAACUUCAGCGGGGCCAACAGCAUCCGGAUCAACUACCCCGUGAUCCUGCUGGGAAUCCUGGGCAGCCUGCUCUGCGUGCUCAGGGUGGGAUUGUGAUCAGGGCUGUGAAGAAGAUGUGACCACAAGGUAUUCCCCAGGAGAAACCUCAGCUGAGAGUUUCCAACAGUGAUCCGGUUUUAUUCCGAGAUGUGGAUUCAGAUCCCGACGUGACACAGAAGUGUAGCUCCUAUUUUUCCCCC
Molecule: messenger RNA, 539 nt
Organism: Sturnus vulgaris (Common starling)
Lineage: Eukaryota; Metazoa; Chordata; Aves; Passeriformes; Sturnidae
Product: lymphocyte antigen 6E-like
Cellular component (GO): plasma membrane
Molecular function (GO): acetylcholine receptor inhibitor activity
Source: RefSeq, a predicted model, not a curated record